Messenger RNA from Culex pipiens pallens (northern house mosquito), 1836 nucleotides. RefSeq names its product LIRP-like. Gene Ontology annotation, cellular component: extracellular region. Gene Ontology annotation, molecular function: hormone activity. The record is from RefSeq and is a predicted model, not a curated record. The coding region runs from base 769 to 1209 and encodes 146 amino acids. Lineage: Eukaryota; Metazoa; Arthropoda; Insecta; Diptera; Culicidae. The transcript has 3 exons.
AACGACUAGGUUUAAAGCGCUAACACUUUCCAGCCGAUCGAGCAGUUGCAGUUGUGAUGUUGACGAGGUAGGAGCACCCGAAGACAGCUUCCCCACCACCACCACUCUCUCUUUCUGUGGACGACCAGGUCCAGAAGUGCCAGUGUCGCGGAGUGUCAACGAGCCAACCUGACCCAACCAACGGACAACGACAACAACUCGCUGGUUUUUUUUUGUGGACUCAGUGUUGAUCUUUUGCGGAAGAUCGACAAACCUGGAGAAGAAGUAGUGUGAAAAUCGAGUGUGAUCGAGAUAAGGAAGAAACGGUGGAAAAAGAUCGUCAAGGACGGAGCAGAUCAAGUCAAGUGCAUCGAGGAAAAUAGUAGUUACAGUCAGUGUCCUUUACCGACGGGGGGAGUUAAUCAGCACGUUCCGAGCUCUACAAUCAAGUGUCGUCCCUGGGAAAGUCCAAGUGUGAAGCAAGCAAAACAACAAACCAAACUGUGAUCAUAACAAGUAAUUAAUCGCCGAGGCUGUGAGGCUGAACCCUGCUAAAGAAGAACCCCCCAAAGAAGCUUAUCACCGUUAGUAGUUUCCAGUAGUGUCUAUCAACCGCUGCAGGGGUCAUUGCCGCCAGGCUGGUGUCGUUUUGAAUGUGUACUUUGGAACUCUACUGGAUCGAUUUCAUCUUUAUCUUCAACAAAAAUUGCUCCAAAUUAAUCGUCCCCGUGUACUACUGGAUCAUUCUGCUCUGCUGUAGACUGAUCACCGAGAACGGCAAGCCUAAAGAUGCGAUCAGCUUCGGUUAGCCUGUCCUGUGCCACGCUGGUGGUGCUGCUUCUGUCCCUCCUGGGCGACGACGCCGAUGCGUCGCCCCUGCCGAACGGCGCCGGAGCCUCCGACGGGUCGGAUCUGCUGAUCCACCACAUGACCCGGUCCCGCUACUGCGGCCGCAAGCUGACCGAAACGUUGGCCAUGCUGUGCCAGGGCCGCUACCCGAUGAUGAGCCACCAUCGAUCAGUGCGCCACAAUGUCAUUCCAGAGUACCUGUCCGACCAGCCGCAACAGCCCGUGGAAGUCGAGGUGGCCACCCUGCCGGACAGCGGAGUCACGUCCCGUGGCUACCCGCACUCGCGGUCCGCCCACCGGAGGGUGCGCCGGGAAGGCAUCUACGACGAGUGCUGCAAGAAGAGCUGUUCCUACACCCAACUUAAGAGCUACUGCGAGUGAGGUGGGGACCCCUUGAACCCUGACUCUGGGUUUUUUAUAUGGUGGCAGGCUGCCUGGGUAUCUCAGACGCCACCGGGCCACCCGGCGAGGACAGCAGAUCUGCGUGUGUUCGAUUUUAUUACAACUAUUUUCCCCGGUAGGGGAAAAGAACCUAGAAUAAGGUAGCCCUAGAUCUGUAGACAAUUUUUAGACAAUUUUUUCACGACUCGACGGUAGAAUUCGAUUUUGGAAAAGACACACUCGCACGAGAAAUUGUGAAGUCACCACGACUCCAACAUGAUCCGUGUAGAACUAGCAAACUGUCAAAAUUCACUAGGCAAACAUAAACAACAAAUAUGACUGAAGUAUUUUAAAGCUCGAAACGAUUAGGAACGCAACAAAAGAAAUUUAAUCUUAAGGAUCACUAUGCAUUUCUGUGGUAGGAAGCAGGGAAGGAAGGCAAGCUUAAUUCUUUUUUUACACACACACAAACACAAAACACUAGGAAAAAUACUACUUUUUAAGAGUUCCUUCCUUGCUUCCUGGUUAAAAACAACCGAUCGUAUUUAUUAGAUUUCUUUUACUCUAAGUUAAGCGCAAACCACAAACACACACGCACACACCCCUCUAAGUUAGCAAACCACUAUA